This is a messenger RNA of Prunus avium (sweet cherry), 824 nucleotides long. Its product is annotated as Bifunctional inhibitor/lipid-transfer protein/seed storage 2S albumin superfamily protein. Lineage: Eukaryota; Viridiplantae; Streptophyta; Magnoliopsida; Rosales; Rosaceae. The record is from RefSeq and is a predicted model, not a curated record.
CAGGGGCCCUCAGAAGGCAGAGCAAAGCCACCACCAAAAUCUCUCUCCAAUAAACACAAAGAGAGCAAAAGCAGCAACACCUAAACCAGAAAAAGAAAAUGGGCAGCUCCAACAUGUCCAUGUUGGCCAUGGCCAUGGCGGUUGUGGUGUUGAGCAUGACCAGUUGCUUCGGACAGACAAACGAUACGACGCAGGCUUGUGCUCAGGGCCUGUUGACCUGCGCAAGCUACCUCAACAACACGAAUCCUCCGUCCGCCACGUGUUGCACCGGCAUCAAACAGACCAUUGCCACCCAGUUCACCUGCCUCUGCAGCCUCUUCUUCGAGCCUGGACUUCUCGAGGCUUAUGGUGGCAACACCACUUCGGGUCUCAGAAUCGCCACCGCCUGCGGCGAAAAAAUGGACGUCAACAAAUGCAAAGCUGCCCUUGGUGCUCCCACUCCACAAUCCCCACCUGCAAGCCCAGGGGACAAUGCAGGCUCAAGCAAGAUAGCGUGGACUGGGUUUUCUGCUCUGCUAUUAUUUUGGGCUUCUGUCAUGUUCCAUUGAGUAAACAAUGCAAAGAUCAGAUCGCUAUUAGGGUUCCUGAGUUCACAGAUUUGGAGAUGUUGUUAUUUGCUAUUGUUGUUGUUUUAUAUAAAUUUAUUUGAUUAGCAUUUUUUAAUCUUGAUUAGAUCAUAUUGGUCAGUAAGUAAGUGUUGUCUAUGUUCUGUGUUGCACAAUUUGAAGGUUACAUCGUGUGUGUGGUGCUUUUGAUGGCACCAUUGACACCAGGCUAUUUCUUUCAAAUGUCGGACGAAAUAAAAUCAUGUUGGUUUUCUUUAA